Molecule: messenger RNA, 1830 nt
Organism: Mauremys reevesii (Reeves's turtle)
Lineage: Eukaryota; Metazoa; Chordata; Testudines; Geoemydidae
Product: leukotriene C4 synthase-like
Exons: 5
Coding region: 400-858 (152 amino acids)
Biological process (GO): leukotriene biosynthetic process
Cellular component (GO): endoplasmic reticulum; nuclear envelope; membrane
Molecular function (GO): glutathione peroxidase activity; leukotriene-C4 synthase activity; glutathione transferase activity
Source: RefSeq, a predicted model, not a curated record
GCGCAGAGCCCGCGGGGAAGCGCAGCCCGGGAUCCCCCGGCGCGAACUGAUGGCCGGGGAGCGGGGCGAGCCCCGCGGAGCAAAGCGGCAUCCCCGGGCCGGGGCGCCCCCUCCACGCACAGCAGGGACCCGGGGGCCCUCAAGCCUGUAUCGGCUCUGGGCCCCGCAGCCCGCUCGAGGGCCAGGCAUUGCUUUUCUGCCUCGGGCCCUAGGGGCUGCCCGGGCACAGCUCUGCAGCACGCCAGGGGUUAACCGGCGCUGCGGGGAGGAAGCACACGCUAGCGCGCAGCAAUAGGUGGCGGUGUGCACACGGGGCAGGGGGAGCAGACCGCACUCCGCAGUCACUCCCCUGCAGGAGCUGGGUCCGGUUCUUUCGCCCCGGCGCCCGUCAGAACCAAGAUGCUGGACCAGAUCGCGCUGCUGGCCGCUGUGACCGUCCUGGGAGUCCUGGAGCAAGCCUAUUUUGCACUGCAGGUGAUCUAUGCCAGACGGAAGUACAGCGUCUCCCCCCCAGAUACAGCAGGCCCACCAGAAUUUGAGAGAGUCUUCAGAGCUCAGGCGAACUGCUCCGAAUACUUUCCAAUCUUUGUGUCUGUCCUAUGGGUGGCUGGACUCUUCUUCCAACAAGGUGUGGCUGCAGUCUGUGGGCUACUCUACUUGUAUGCUCGGUACCAGUACUUCCAGGGAUACAGGCUGUCUGCCCAUGGAAGAUUGGAGCCCAUGUACUUCAGUGCCAAAGUUCUGUGGAUUUUGAUUGGUUUGUCCAUGGCUGGGCUCUUGGGUCACUUCCUGUCUCUGAAUUCUUUUGUGGGGAGAAUGGAAAUUCCAAGCAAACUGCAACUGCUCUUCCGGUGGUAAACAGCCCCUGUGACUGCUGAGUUGUGGGUUUAGCUCAGCAUCUCCCAUAACUCCUCCAGGCUGAUGAGAAUUUAACCUUCACUUUCUCCACAGUUCAACUAAGCAGUUCAAAAGAGAGCUAAAAAGCACAAGCGCGCUGUGGCUGAAGAGACCUAAAAUACUCCCCAACUUAUGUUCAGCCACUUGUCCCCUGCAUCAAUUCUCUUCCUUUAAUGAGGGGGAAGAGAGAGAAAGUGGUUCUCUCCCUCUCCCCACCCCAAGUUAUACACAGCAAGUUCCACUUAUCAGGAAACAGUUUUAAUCGCAAGUGGAGAAUAGAGCAAUGCUACAUUAAUUUCCCUCAUUUGGCUUUUAAAACGCCUUCUCUUCCCCCACUAAAAGUUGUGCAUAUGCAUGUAGAAAAGCACAGGCUUGCUCGAGAAGCUGAAGACAGACGUAAUUAUUAGCACAUGCUUUUCUUCCUUCCCAUCCCAUGCACCCAGCUGAAACCUAAGGAUUUUGCCACUAGACUCAGCUUCUGUUGGAUGUUGCUUAAGCUAAUAAAGAGAGGAUGUUGUAAUUCUCAACUGUUUCUUCUAUGCAGCAGGUAGCAGUACUUCAAAUAGAGGAUCAGUAAACCUAGUGGGAGGCGAGGUCUAGACCAUGUGUUUCUAGGGCAUUUGUUCAGAUAAUACUUUAAACGCUGUUAGGCCCAUGUUUUUCUAGUGGCUUAUGGCGUUAGGCACCUAAGCUGCUAGGAGCACCCCAAACUUCAACAAAGGAGAGCCCAGCAAUCGAACUGGGCACUCAAAGCGCAACAAUAACUGAAAACGAUGAGCCUUAAUUUCCAUGGCCAAACCAAGAGCUGUCACAGUCUUUAGCCUAGAGCAGUGGGCUCCAGCGUUUUUAUGCCCAAGGGAAUUUAAGGGCAAUCCAGGAUCUACCCCACUCCUUCCCCAAAGCCCUGCCCCACUCCCUCCAUCCCCUUGGUCA